Molecule: messenger RNA, 3977 nt
Organism: Carcharodon carcharias (great white shark)
Lineage: Eukaryota; Metazoa; Chordata; Chondrichthyes; Lamniformes; Lamnidae
Product: septin-6
Exons: 10
Coding region: 71-1417 (448 amino acids)
Biological process (GO): cilium assembly; cytoskeleton-dependent cytokinesis
Cellular component (GO): septin ring; cell division site; microtubule cytoskeleton
Molecular function (GO): GTPase activity; molecular adaptor activity; GTP binding
Source: RefSeq, a predicted model, not a curated record
UGAUUGGGGUGGGGAGGGAAAGACUGUGGCUGUCCCCGUUCCCCCUCUGUGCUGAGUAGUAGCGGCCAACAUGUAUCCAGUGCCUGUGGCUGGGAGCUGCGAGUUUCUUGUCACCAGCGGAUCGACAAUGGCGGCGGUUGAAGUGGCUCGGCAGAUGUCCGAAGGUGCCCGCAACCUUUCGCUGUCUGGGCACGUUGGCUUUGACAGUAUGCCAGACCAGUUAGUCAACAAGUCAGUGUGCCAGGGCUUCUGCUUCAACAUCCUGUGUGUGGGUGAAACUGGUCUUGGAAAGUCCACCUUAAUGGACACCCUGUUCAACACCAGGUUCGAAGGUGAUCCAGCAGCUCACAAUCAGCCAGGAGUCCACAUAAAGUCCAACAACUAUGAACUACAGGAAAGUAAUGUCCGCCUGAAGCUGUCCAUCGUAAACAGUGUGGGAUUUGGGGACCAGAUUAACAAGGAAGAAAGCUACAAGUCUAUCGUUGAGUUUAUCGAUGCUCAGUUUGAAGCCUACCUGCAGGAAGAGCUGAAGAUAAAACGCACGCUGCACAGCUACCAUGACAGUCGGAUCCACGCCUGCUUGUACUUCAUCGCCCCCACCGGCCAUUCUUUAAAGUCCCUCGAUUUGGUGACUAUGAAAAAAUUGGACAGCAAGGUCAAUAUCAUCCCAAUCAUUGCCAAAGCAGAUUCCAUCUCCAAGAAUGAGCUCCAGAAAUUCAAGAUCAAGAUAAUGAGUGAAUUGGUGAGCAAUGGAGUGCAGAUUUACCAGUUCCCAACAGAUGAUGAGACUGUGGCAGAGAUCAAUGGAACAAUGAAUGCACACUUGCCGUUUGCUGUAGUUGGGAGCACAGAGGAAAUAAAGAUUGGGAACAAGAUGAUGAAGGCACGCCAGUACCCCUGGGGCACUGUGCAGGUGGAAAAUGAAAACCACUGUGACUUUGUGAAGCUAAGAGAGAUGCUAAUCCGAGUCAAUAUGGAAGACCUUCGGGAACAGACACAUGCCCGGCACUAUGAACUAUACCGGCGCUGCAAGCUGGAGGAGAUGGGAUUCAAGGACACAGAUCCUGAUAACAAACCUUUCAGCUUGCAGGAAACAUAUGAGGCAAAGAGGAAUGAGUUUCUCGGAGAGCUCCAGAAAAAAGAGGAGGAGAUGAGACAGAUGUUUGUCAUGAGAGUGAAGGAGAAGGAGUCUGAACUGAAGGAAGCGGAGAAGGAGCUACAUGAUAAAUUUGAUCGUUUAAAGAAACUUCAUCAGGAUGAAAAGAAGAAAUUAGAAGAUAAGAAAAAGAGCCUGGAUGAUGAGAUUAAUGCUUUUAAACAAAGAAAGACUGCUGCCGAAUUGCUUCAGUCACAGGCCCAGCAGUCAGGGAGCCAACAGACUCUGAAAAGAGAGAAGGAGCGGAAAAACUUCUUUUAAUGUGUCUGCACGGGCUGCUCUCUGGAGGAGGAGACUGCGACUUGUAGAAGAGUUAGGGACUCUUGUGCUGUGGCCGAGAUCUAUUCUUUAACUGUGAAAACUAACACUGUACUCUUAAAAGGGCAACGUUCAGCUUGUGUGGGAUUUUUAAAAGCCCUUCACAGGCCCAUUUUGUGUCUGCAAAGUGUCUUAUCAAUGGGACUGAUGGCUGUGUAAAAAAAAAAAACAUUAUGUUUUUGAAUUUUGCUUGUUUACAGAUUAAGACUGCAAUUUUUACCCCUUAUUUUAAAUAUUUUGAAUAAUCUUGUUUUAAAUGUUCACCAUUCCCAGUAUGCUGCACACAUGUACCAUUUACCACUCAAUAAUAUAGCUGUUCAGAUUAAUUUGAUAGACUUGUACUGUUUAGCUGAAUUUUUUUUUGUAAAUUGAUGCCGAUGAGGGGUAUUUUGUUGUGCUGUCUUUAAUUUAACAGUCCAGUUCUAGUUUUGAAAAUUGUUGCCCAGACAUUUUGCAUUCACUCAUGGGAGGGGAGGGUGCAAACCCAUGUUCAGCUAAUUGGACUCGUCAAAAUUUUCUAGCUGCUAUCUUGCGCAUGGAUCAAAGUGAUGAGGAAAAUAUAACUAAAUAGGCGCAUUCUGAAAUUUUGUAUUGAACACAAAUGUAAAAAAAAAAGAGAGGUGGGGCUAAAGGUUCUGUAAAUAGGUGUGCUGUGUGGUGCUGAGCCAUACUGUGCCAAAUGGCCCCAUGUUCAAUCCCUGGACUGGUGAGUUGGUUGAAGCUUUGGCGGGGCAUUACAAUUGGGCUCCCUCCCCUUUGAUUUGGGAGGAAAGAUCACUGCGUGUAGUUCAGUGACUUCUAAUGGAAGGCUUGUAUGAGCAUGAUGUGGACUGCAUCAGACCCGCCUGUUUUGCUGAGUUUCUGCCGAGAUUGUCGAGCGAAGUGGCUCAUGGAGUUUGACUGUUUUGAUUGAGAUGUAUUAGAAGUGAAUCCAACCAGGAGUCAUCACUUUCAAGAGAGGGAACCGGAGAGAAAUAGGACAAGUUAACGAGAAAGAUUGUCUUCUGCUUCUAUUCUGUCCUACUGGUUCUCUGUCCAGAGUUCUGAAGGUCAAAUGCACCCAAGUCACUGGGUGAUUUAUUUUUUCAGUAAAGAAUAGUAUGAACGUGCAACUUGUUCUGUACCAUACCUUAACUAAUUUCAGCAAUUAUCAAAAAUGAAGACAAUUUUGGCUCUGUCCUGUGGGGCCCUCUGCUUGCAGAAGGAUUUGGAUAGAUCGUUGGAAAGGAAAACUUCCCUGCUCUUUUCCCAUAGCCCUGGAGAGUGGCACUAAUUGGAUAGAUUCUUGCAAAGAACUGACAUCGGCAUGAUGGGCCGAUGAGCUACCUCCUGUGCUUCAUCCUAUGCAAAGAAUACAUUGUGCUGCGCUGCAAUGUGGUCAUCACAGUGGUAAAAUUCAAUGAGGCAGAUGGGGAAAUCAAUGACAGAUAGAUUCUUGAAAUAUCGGGGAGCUGAGGGCUAUGAGGAGCUGGCACAAAAGAGGAGUUGAGGCCUGGGGCAGACCAGCCAUGAUCUUAUUGAAUGGUGGGACAGGCUUGAGGGGCUGAAUGGCCUACUGCUGCUCCUAUUUCUUAUGUUUAAAAAAAAUAAUAAAUCCGGUUUGACUUAACGAAUUCCAAAGCAAUCCAAUUUCCCCUUUAUUUCGUUGGUGAAUGGUUGGUUGAUUAGUACCGAGCCUUGGGCUGCAAUGGUGUUUUUGGUGAUGAAUUCUCAUGGCAGUGAGGUUCUUUUAAGAUGGACUUGAAACAAGUUAAUUUGUCCAGGGGUGCGGAAGUGAAAGAAAAAUGCAAUCGAGUGCAUGGGAAAGGAUGAAAAUAGAGGCUCUUUUAGUUUCUUUUGAAAUUCUCCAUGUUUACGGGAGUACACUGAUUUGACUGUGUGCACAUGUGUACAUGCAGCUAUGGUAACGUCACCCCCAGCAAACACUGAGCAGUUGAUGAAGUUCAGGGUCCUUGGAUUUUUUUUUUUAAAACAUGGGUUAUAUUUUAUCUGUGACAUCCCAUAAAAUACUUGUUAAAAUGAAUAAGGGAACAAGGAAUAUGAAUAUUUCACUAGAACUUUUUUAAAAAUAUUUAAUUUUGGCACAACAAAGUAUGUUAAAUAUAUUGUGGCACUUUUUCAAUAAACUUGCUAGAUAUUGUUGCUAUGUGCGCUUUUUGUGGCUGUACUGUGAUUUAAAGUUAGUAGUUGAAGGUGGAAAUGCUGCAGAAGUUGGACAUUGCCUUGUUAACAUUCCUGAUAUUACUGUCUUUUAAAUCCUUUUGUCUUUCUUGCGCCUCCUUGUGGAAAUGAUGCACUUGUCUGAACUCCAUUUGCUUUGAGCUGCUAUUUAUUAUUUAUUUCUUGACUUCUUGCCUCACUUCAGUGAGGAGCUGCAUGGGCAAUGUACACUCUAUGGCACGAUAUUGUUUAUAGGUCUUUCCUCGUUGGCCCUUUAUAAGAUGUUUUUUUUUUGACUUUGCUACCAUUGCUGUAACUUUACAAUAAAAGUUUGGGGAGAAAA